Triticum dicoccoides is the source of this 5279-nucleotide messenger RNA. RefSeq lists its product as uncharacterized. Gene Ontology annotation, biological process: proteolysis. Gene Ontology annotation, molecular function: protein binding; cysteine-type peptidase activity. Lineage: Eukaryota; Viridiplantae; Streptophyta; Magnoliopsida; Poales; Poaceae. The record is from RefSeq and is a predicted model, not a curated record. The transcript is spliced from 20 exons. Gene Ontology annotation, cellular component: plasma membrane. The coding region runs from base 1004 to 5077 and encodes 1357 amino acids.
UCUUGGAGCUCUUCGGGUCCUUUUUUUUUACUAGUACAGAAGCAGUUUAAUGGGCCUGCUUAUGUAGCCCGCUAACCCCUCUCGUAGCGCUGCUAGAGCAGAGCCCGCCUCGCUGGCUGUACCACUGUCUCUUCGACAUUCUUCAGACCUCCUCCUCCCCUCCGUCUCCGGCGGCUCUGCUCGCCGGCGCCGUUGAGGCGCGGGGACAGCCAACCAGCAGCAAGCUUGGGUGUCUCCUAUGUAGGAUCAUAUAGAAUCACCUCGAAUCAAUCUCGCUGACGGUGAGACCUACCAUGUCGCUGCCGUUGCGGGCAGGGGAAGCCAGACGGAGUCCAGCUCUCCUCUCGCGAGCUGCUCCGAUUGCAGAGAUCCAAGGAAUCUCUCUUGUUUUUGUUUAUGCCGUUGCCGACGGAUCCGGGCUUGUCCGGAUUAAUGCCGACGCCCGGUUCUCAUGGAUCCCUGCCAUUGUUUUCUCACCUGUCAGAGCCCAACAAUUUACAAGUUGUGAAUUUCUAACGCCAUGUGUUUCUCAUCUCACCUAAUGAUGCUUGUCUCAUGCGCCAACAACCCUGGAAUCAACUUGGGCCAUCCACAAUUCGACAAGUCUGCAACUGAUUCGGUCAGACCAACAUAAGUUGAGCAUGAGUAGGUAGACGCGUGCCUCUAUAAAAGCUGUGCCAAGGAGCUCUCUCUGUUGCCAUUCUUUGCAGUGUAAAUUUCCUCGAGACUGGCAGAGAUAUCACCGUCAAAUGUCUCCUCCGGGUACUCAGUCUCCUCAAGAUUAAGUGAAGUCUUGGUCACCCAUUUUCUGAAACAACAUGUCUACCGUGUGCUAGCAACCGUGAAAUCAACUUGGAGCAUCCAAAUUUUAAGAAUUCUCUACUGAACUGGUUUGACCAAUACAAGGUAGGUAGCCUAUAAAGCUGCGCCAAGGAGCUUUCUGAUCCAUCGGGAGUCCUGAGGUGUAAUUUUUGCUCAAGACUGGCAGAGAUAUCACCAUCAAAUGUCUUCGUCCAAUAUUCAGAUGGGAGAGAUGAGUACCAGUGCUGGGGAUAGUUGUGAGGAGGCUCUCCUAGCGAGUGCGCAAGAUGAUCUGAUUUCCAACUUGCCAGCAGAAGGUUUACCACCAUCAAGUGAUAUGCCAUAUGCGAGGGUACAAAUCAAAACCAUCUUGGAUACAGUGGAGAAAGGAGGAUUGAUGGAUGACGAUACCUUAGACUUUGCUAUUAGAAAUAUGGCGAGAGAGAAAUCAAGUGAUGGGGGUCUAAAAAAAUCUAAAUAUUCAUGCCGCAAGCACUACAUUACUUCGUACUUUGCGGUAGGUGCCACCCGUGAACGGAACAAUGACAAUGUUAAUGAUCCUGAAGUGGACCCUUUUUUCAAUAAGGACUUUGAGUGCAUGGAUGCUUCCGAAAGUAACAAUAUAGAUGUGCUAUGCAUUCCAGUCAACCAUCUAUGUCAUUGGACAUUGUAUGCUUACGACAUGAAAAACGAUAAGCUAAGUAUUUUGGAUUCAAAGGAAAACUACUCCCGUCAUGAAGGCAUUCCAUAUAAGAUCGGCAAAGCUCUUGAGAGGGUACAAAAAGAUUAUGGAUUGUUCAAAAAUAAGUCUAAUUUCAGUCUUUGGCCCCAUGUGUUUCCUCGAGUACCUCAGCAAGGAUACGGGACCAAUGAUUGUGGGUUCUUCGUCUUCAAGUUUAUGUGUCACUGGAAUGGCCAUAAACUCACUGGGUUAAUUUCCCGGGAAACAAUGGACUUGCGGAAUGAAUUUCUAGCAUACAUACACUCUUUCAACAUAAACGAAGCAGGCCCCGUAGAGGGGGUAGCUUUGGAGAAACCUCAAGAAUGGACACGAGAUAUUUCAAGGCCACCAGAAGCAACAAUUGCAAUCAUUCCAACGACUACUAGAGCUAUUGAUAGUACAAGCCCAUCCUUGUAUAAGGUUGCUCCAAUAACAAAGAUUCUAGUGGAACCAUGCAUGACGUUGAAGUCCCCUUUCUUGGUGAAACGGAAGUCUUUUGGUAGGCCAGACACCAAAAUACUGGAGGAUUUGUAUCAGGACAUUAUCACAGAUAAAUUGCAUAUAUGGCAAGGGCCUGAAGAUAUUCAGAAAUUAAUGAAGGAUGGACAAAAGGUGGAUGCCCUAUGCCUAAAUUUAGUUGUUAGCAAUAUGCGGAAAGUGGAUGCUCAUGAUUUUAAGAAUACCAAGUGUAUGGGUUGGAGGCACUAUGUUGAUUCAGACUGGGCGGUAAAGUCAUUGAGUGGCUAUUCAAAUCCUAUUGUUCUCAAAAAUAUAUUCUAUCGCGGAUCAGCUAUGUAUAAUGCUUCACGGUCACAUAUGGUAUUCAUCCCAGUUGUCAUCCAUGGUGACCAUUGGACUCUGUAUGCUUUCAACAUGUAUGAUCAAAAGCUUAGUAUUCUAGACUCUCUCUCAGAUACUAUUGAAGGUGUUGAUGAUCCUGUGGAGCGCCACCAAAAAACCAGACAUGAUGUAUGUGAUGCACUUACCACAACCAUGAACUUUACAAUUGACUUUCGUAGCUGGGAAUACGAGUUCCCUAAAUUACCUAGACAACAGAACAGCUAUGAUAGUGGAUUUUUCGUAUUCAAUUUCAUGCGCUUGUGGGACGGCCAUCAACUUGCUCAAUGGUUUCCAAUUGAACCAAGGGAGCUGCGGAAGGAUUUUCUGGCAUAUAUUCUCUCGUGCACGGAUAACAUUGUGCAUAUUCCUAAAGAAGUCUCUUCGAAAAUUAAAGAUCUUCCUGGGAAGAUGAUGGAUUGCAAAUUGCAGGAGGUUGCGGCGUCAGGUGAUAAACUUAUUGCCGAAAAUCAGUUGGCAAUUACUGUGUGCCCAGAGUUAGUGACAUCUGCUGAAAGCCCCAAUGAGUAUACUUGUUAUUUUAAUUUGCACUGGAAUCCAAUUAGAGAAGCGCCUGCGACAUCAAGUGCACCGGAUCCUUCAUUUGUAUCCUCCGAUUUUCUCAGUACAUGUCAUCGAGUCACCUCCGAUGGCGACGGGGUGCUCCAUAUUGCUGCAAGGUCUAGAAAUGUUGCCCUAGUGCAUGACAUCUGGGAGAACCAUGGAACCCUUGCAACGUUGCUCGUAUCAACAGUAAACAACAGAGGAGAUACAAUACUGCAUUGUGCGUCUGCCGGAGGGUCUGAUGCAAUUGUUAAACUUUUUUUGGAAAAUAUGGGUAGCGCCAUGUUUCUGAGGGCCCAAAAUCUCAAAGGAGAAACCUGCUUACACGAGGCGGUGCGCCACGGACAUGCCGGGAUUGUAAAGACACUGAUUUUGACGGACUCGAGAAUUCCAUACUUGGGCAGGCCCACGCUAAUGCAAAUAGUGGACAAUGCAGGUAUAUCUCCACUCUACUUGGCUACCACUUUACGAAGGAUUGAAAUUGUUCGGGCUCUCACAAAGAAAACAUACCGGCAAGAUGAUAAGGAUGCGGCAUCCUGCUCUGGCCCUGCAAGGAAAACAGCAUUGCACGCUGCCGUGGUUCUUCUAGACAAAGAGAUGAUUGCAGUUCUGCUGGACUGGAACGCAGGUCUUACGUCGCAGGAAGAUGAAUCUGGGAGCACCCCUCUGCAUUUUUUGGCAUCACUUUCCUUGGAACGCACAGAACCCAAUAGCCUAGUGCGAGUUCUCUACCUGUGGCACUUGCAACUGAGAGCUCUUACACUUUCUUUGGCAUUAUUCUGCUUGGAAGGUAUGGAACCCAAUAGCAUGCAACGAGUAACAAUAAUGAUGAACAAACUGUACAAUAUCUAUAACUCCGUCUUUAAUCCUCUUCACUGGGUCAUUAUCAUGGUACUGCAUAUGUACAAGCGAGCCCAAGACUCGGGUGUUCUCUACAGACCGCUUCAAUACUCAGAAGAUAAUGAUUACAAAUUUGUCCAAGACUCAGGUACCAUAGAACUUAUCUUGAGAAAAGACCCACUUUCUGCCUUAUACGUGGACUCGACAGGAUCACUACCUAUACACAUCGCGGCUGCACACAGGAGACUGGAUACAGUAAAAAAGUUGCUUAAAGAGUGUCCUUGUUGCUGCUCAUCACGCAAUGCUGCUGGCCAGACCUUUCUUCAUCUUGCUGUCGAGAAGGAAAAGCUCGAGAUAGUAGAUUAUGUUUGCCGAGCACAAAAAUUCAACAGAAUUCUAAACACGGAGGAUCAAGAUGGGAAUACAGCCCUUCACCUAGCCGUGAAAAAUGCUAGUGAGAAAAUCUUCUGCACUUUAAUGCGGAACAAGGAGGUUUGUCUCAAUUUUGCAAACAAGGACGGGCACACGCCUCUUGAUCUGGCAUUCCUAAGCCUUCACCCGAAAGAGAAGCGCAUGCAGGGCUCUCGGGAAUGGAUAUUUUUCGACUUGCUACACGGCGGUGGUGAUUUCGGUGUUUGUAGCUGGGGUCAUCUGGCCAGAAAUGUCGUUGAAGCUGACUGGGACAAGGAAUCAGAAAGUGUAAGCAAAUCCGCGAGCAUGAUGGCCGUCUGUGCAGUACUCAUCUUGAACGCGUCGCUUAUGGCGCCCUUCCAAGUGCUUAGCCACAACCAAAAGGAGAAUUCGCUGGCAUUUCAUGGGGCUAGGUUCCAAGCUUUUGUGCUUUUCGACACCCUCUCAUUUGUCUGCUCUGCAGCUGCCACAUAUUUCUGCGCGUGUGCGGGUUUCACCAUGUCAGAUGGCUCGACGCGCCUGAAAAACCUGAUCACCGGAACUUAUGCCCUUGUCUUGGCAGCCCUGACUUGGAUAUGCGCUGUGGCUCUAGCACUGUUCCUGGUGCUACCUGUGCAAACCUGGUUUCGUCCCAUUAUUGUUGGAGGCAUGGGUGUUUUUGCGUGCAUGCUUUUCUUGUACGCACGAUCCAAGCUCUUCUCCGUCGCCUUUCAUCUGAGAGCUGUAGGUGCUAGAGUUGGUAGUAUUUCCAAGCUGGCCUUCCUACUGCUGUUAGGACGGAGUGCAGUAAAGCCACUAUGGGUGGUUCCGUCGCCGUCCAUUGUGCUAUUUUUGUCACUAGGAGCUGGACUUGUUGUGUUUUUGUAUCAGCUUCCGUUGAUAGAACUAAGUAAAAAGAUGUAACGGAAUAGUUGUGUGUCCAGCAGUUAGAAUGGAUUAUUUUCAUCCCAUAUUUAGUUUGGGAAGUUCUAAAUUUGGUUUGGUCGAAUGAUUGGGACAAAACGACAGAAUGUGAUGAUUCUGUUACAUGUUUGGUUGGAGUGGUGCUGGAUAACCCGGUGAGGACUGUCUCUGAACAGUUUUGCGGUCCUGGCUCUGAUCAUCA